AUGGUUCUUAUUCUCUGGGUUUCUACUCUGUUUGAAAAUAAAUCUAAUAAGCAAAAUGUACAUUUAUCAACUCUUGACAGAAGAGUACCAGAAAUAAAUCAAAAACUUAUUUUCAAUUCAAAAAUUGAUCAGUACAAUAAUAAUAAUAAUUAUAUUUCUCAAAUCUUAAACGAAUGUUUUUUUACAAAUGAUAACGAGAAAUUUGACUGUCAUCCUGAACCGGAUGCUAAUGAAAAGGAAUGUUUUAAAAGAGGCUGCUGUUGGAAUACUAAUGCAAAGCCUCCAAUACCUAGUUGUUAUUAUCCCAAAUCGUACAGCGGUUAUGGAAUUAUAAACAUUACUCAAUCCAAAAUAGGAUUGACUGCUUUUUAUUCGAGAAAAUUUCCAUCACCUUAUUCUGAUGAUAUUAAAUUGUUGAGAUUAGAUGUUGUUUACUUAAAUAAUAAUAUUGUACAUAUUAAGAUAACUGAUGCAAAUUCAAAUCGUUAUGAGCCUCCCUAUCCAGAAAUACCGAUAGUUUUUAAAAACAAUGUUAAAAAAUAUUCAGUAAAUGUUGUGCCUCUUGUUAAUGGUUUCAAAGUUGUCAGAAACAAUAAUGAUGUUUUAUUCGAUAGUGAAAAUUCUGGAAGUUUUAUUUUUUCCGAUCAAUUUUUACAAAUAAGUGGAAAAAUAAAUGGUAAAAUUUAUGGUCUUGGAGAACAUCAAACUUCAUUUCAAUUAAAUACUAAUUGGACAAAAUAUACAAUGUUUAAUCAUGAUGGAAUUCCAGUAUCAAAUACUAAUUUAUAUGGAACUCAUCCAUUUUAUUUGGUGCUUGAAAAAAGUGGAAAAAGUCAUGGAGUUUUUUUCCACAAUAAAGUAAUACUACAGCCACUUCCAGCAGUAACAUUUAGAUCUAUUGGUGGUAUUUUUGAUUUUUAUUUUUUUCUGGGACCAACCCCUAGUGAUGUUAUUAAACAAUAUACGGAUAUAAUUGGACGUCCUUUUUUUCCUCCAUAUUGGUCACUGGGAUUUCAUUUGUCUCGGUUGGGCUACAAAAAUACAGAAGAAAUUCGUUCUGUUUGGAACAGAACAAAAUUAGCCGAUAUACCAUUUGAUGUUCAGUGGCACGAUAUUGAUUACAUGGAUAAAAGAAAUGAUUUUACCUACGAUAAAAAAAAUUAUUUUAAUUUGCCUGAUUUCGUACAAGAGGUGCAUCAGAAUGGAAUGCGUUACAUCCCAAUUUUAGAUCCUGGGAUUAGUGGAUGCGAACCAAAUGGCACAUACCCUCCAUACAAUAACGGGUUACUGUAUGACGCUUUUGUUAAAAACUACGACGGAAGCAUAUUUAUCGGAAAAGUUUGGAAUUCCAAAUGCACAGUUUUUCCAGACUUUACCUCUUUUAAAACGACCGUAUACUGGUCUGAUGAAAUAAAAAAACUUCAUGACAAAAUUCCCUUUGAUGGACUUUGGAUUGUUAAUGGUAGUUUUAAUGGUUGUCCAAAUAAUAAAUGGGAACAUCCGGUUUACGUUCCCAGCGUAAGCGGUGGUAAAUUAUACGACAAAACUAUUUGUAUGUCUGCCAGACAUUAUGCCGGAUUACAUUACAAUCUUCAUAAUUUAUACGGAUUGACGGAAACUAUAGCUACAAACAGAGGUCUUAAACAAUUAGGAAAACGUCCAUUUAUUAUUUCUCGUUCAACAUAUCCAGGAAGUGGACAGUUUGGGGGUCACUGGAGUGGUGAUGUCGUGUCCGAUUGGCAAUCAAUGAAGGAAACCAUUCCUAAAUUACUAUCUUUCAGCUUAUUCGGUAUACCGAUGAUGGGAGCCGAUAUAUGUGGAUUCAAUGGAAACACGACGGCAGCACUUUGUCAACGUUGGAGUCAGUUGGGUGCUUUUUAUCCAUUUUCAAGAAAUCAUAAUACGGAUGAUGCCAUCGAUCAGGAUCCCGUUGCUUUGGGAGAAGAAAAUGUCAAAUCGACGAGAAAAGCUUUAAUGAUUCGUUAUUCACUUUUGCCUUAUCUUUACACAUUAUUUUUUAAAGCUCACACUCGAGGAGAAACCGUGGCGAGACCUUUACUUUUCGAGUUUACAAACGAUCCACGCACUCACGAUUUGAAUGAAUCAUUUUUAUGGGGAUGUUGUUUACUCGUAGUUCCCGUUUUACGAGAAUAUGCCACGACAGUUACAACUUACCUACCACGUGCGAGAUGGUAUAAUUGGUAUACCGAAUUCGGUAUCGAAUCUAACGGAACAGAAACUGUGAUAUUUGCUCCUACGGACACCAUACCUCUAUUUAUACGAGGGGGUUCCAUUUUACCCACUCAAAAACCGGAAGUCACGACUUCGCUCAGUCGUUUGAACGAUAUCGAAUUAAUAGUUGCGUCUAAUACUUCUUUACACGCUUACGGGACUCUAUUUUGGGACGAUGGAGAGAGUUUAGAUACAAUCAAAAAAUUUGAAUAUGGAUUAGUAGAUUUUAUUUUAACUCCUCACAAUUUGACGAGUAACAUCAUACAUUGGGGUUACCGUUUAAUUCCUCAGUUAGGAUCCAUAAAAAUUCUUGGCUUUGUAAAACCGAUAAAAAGUUUAUUUUUUAAUAAGGAAGAAGUUUCUUUCAAAUGGAAUAAAACGAGUUUGGUAAGAAAAAAACAAAAUAUUUUAAAUUAA
Messenger RNA from Pediculus humanus corporis (human body louse), 2649 nucleotides. RefSeq names its product sucrase-isomaltase, intestinal, putative. Lineage: Eukaryota; Metazoa; Arthropoda; Insecta; Psocodea; Pediculidae. Gene Ontology annotation, biological process: carbohydrate metabolic process. The transcript has 14 exons. The record is from RefSeq and is a predicted model, not a curated record. Gene Ontology annotation, molecular function: carbohydrate binding; alpha-1,4-glucosidase activity. Bases 1 to 2649 code for a protein of 882 amino acids.